AUGUCACCAUCUGCGCCAACUGACCCUACACGAUCGGCUGCAACUGGAGCGAAGAAGAAAAGUGGUAAAAAGAAGAAGAAUGCGAACAAGCCCAAAGAUCCUGUAGUGAAUACGGGCAAUGGCGAUGCACCUGGAGGCAAGGACGAGGGCUCUGAAGUUACUGGGACCCCUGUUCAGGACACCUUUAACGACGAACCAAAUCCCGAGGUGACGACGACGGACGAGAUAACCUCAACCUCAAUACCAGAACCCGAAGAAAAGCCAGCGAGCAACGGCCACACCGUAGCCGCUGAAUCUGUCGAACCCGUCAAACCUAUCGAGUCGGCGACCCUCGAUGCAUCCUCGAAGCUAAUAGCCAUGGGGAAUGACAGAGAAUCCCUCCACGCGGAGGUCGAGGAAUUAAGAAAACAGCUCGAAAACCUGAACAAAUCUCAUGCCGACGAGAUUGAACAGCUCAAGACCGAAGUCGAGGAAGCGAACGCCGCAAAGGAGAACGCCGAAGAGCAAUAUCAGACAUUACUAGAGAGGGUGGAGAAGAUAAAAUCCACGUUAAGUGAUCGUCUAAAGCGCGAUAGAGAAGAGUUAGAAGAGAGCAAAGACAGGGUAGACGAGUUGGAAGCGCAAAAUGAAGAGCUCAGGAAUAGCUCCGCGGCGACAGAAAAGGAGGUUGGGAGGUUAAAGGAGGAGCUGCACGAGGCCGAGCGAGAGCUGACGAGUCUCAGGAGUCGCAAUAAUCUCUCGGCGCAGAACUGGCUGAAGGAGAAGGAGGAGUUCACCAAGCUUGUGGCACAUCUCAAGGAGGAGGUCGACAUGACGACAAAUGCAAUGGGCGAGUGGGAGGUCAUUGCCAUGGAGGAGAGGUCCGUGAAGGACGGCCUCGAAGAAAAGGUCUCGGAGCUUGAGCGCCAGGUCUCGGCGGUGCAGGAUGCCUACUCGAACGCCGUGGCCGAACGAGAUUCGCAGUCUAACGCACUUGACAACCUGCAGAGGGCUCUUCAAGAGAUCCAAGAGGCGAGGAGAAAGGAGCUCCGAGAGAUGGUCGAGCAAGUCCAGACUCUUGAGAAGUCCGUCCAAGAAGCAGAUGCGCGGGUACAACAGGCGGAAGAGGAGAAAGCUAAGCUCCGUCAUGAGCUCGAGCGAUGUAUGCCGUUCGAGAAGGAGGUCAAGGAGAAGAACCUCCUUAUCGGCAAGCUGCGGCACGAGGCUAUUGUCCUCAACGACCACUUGACCAAGGCUCUGAGGUAUCUUAAGAAGACAAAGCCUGAGGACAGCGUCGACAGGCAAAUCGUCACGAAUCACCUCCUCCACUUCCUUACUCUAGAUCGCUCAGACCCCAAGCGCUUCCAGAUCCUCCAAGUCAUGGCCGGUUACCUCAACUGGACAGACGAACAACGAGAACAAGCCGGCCUCGCCCGCCCCGGCACCUCCUCCAGCAUUCUCAAACUCCCACUAUCCCCCUUCACACGGACGCCUAGCACCGCCUCGCUCAACACUGACUUCAUGGCCGAGAACUCGAGCGGAAGGGAAUCGCUCGCCGAGCUCUGGGCCGGCUUCCUCGAGAGGAGCGCCGAGGAAGGCGCCGAGGAGCGAUCGAGGAAGGAUAGCGCAUCGAGCGCGGCGACGGCGGGCACGAGGCCUGAUGCUAGGGGCUAG
Scedosporium apiospermum is the source of this 1653-nucleotide messenger RNA. RefSeq lists its product as uncharacterized. The transcript is spliced from 4 exons. The coding region runs from base 1 to 1653 and encodes 550 amino acids. Lineage: Eukaryota; Fungi; Ascomycota; Sordariomycetes; Microascales; Microascaceae. Gene Ontology annotation, cellular component: Golgi apparatus. Gene Ontology annotation, biological process: endoplasmic reticulum to Golgi vesicle-mediated transport; Golgi organization. The record is from RefSeq and is a predicted model, not a curated record. Gene Ontology annotation, molecular function: small GTPase binding.